CACUGAACAUCGAUGGAGCUUCCAAAUUGGCUGCCGAAUCCCCUCAACUAAACCUCAACUGAUUCUCUCUCUCUACUCUUUCCAUCAUUCAUCCCCAAUUCCUUCAACUCAGCUCCGCUCUCUCCCGCUGUAUGCCGUAGUUCUCUCCACCUCUCUCCCAUGGCGUCUUCCGAGAUCGAGGUGGUCUCAUCGGAACCGGCGAAGCCAGAGAAGGCCCCCGCCGAAGCGGCCGUGAUCGACGUCUUUUCCGCCUCCGCCUACGGGGACUUGGAGAAGCUGAGGAAGUUCGUCGAAGGAGACGGCGCCUCUCUCUCCUCUCCUCACGAGAAUGGCUAUCACGCUAUCCAGUGGGCCGCCCUCAACAAUUUCCCCGAAAUUGUUCAGUACAUCGUUGAGCAUGGAGGUAAUGUGAACUCAGCUGACAAUAUGAAGCAAACAGCAUUGCAUUGGGCGGCUGUUCGGGGCUCCAUUGCCGUUGCGGAUGUCCUCUUGCAAAACGGAGCUCGAGGGGACGCUGUUGAUGCGCAUGGUUAUCGGGCAACUCAUAUUGCCGCCCAAUAUGGACAGACAGCUUUCUUGAAUCACCUUAUUUCAAGAUAUCAUGCUGACUUUGAUGCUCCUGAUAAUGAUGGCAGAAGUCCUCUGCACUGGGCGGCAUACAAGGGAUUUGCAGACACAGUUAGGUUGCUUCUCUUUAGAGAUGCUUCGCAGGCAAGACAAGAUAAAGAAGGUUGUACUCCUUUGCAUUGGGCUGCUCUAAGAGGAAAUUUGGAGGCUUGUAGUGUACUUGUCCAAGCUGGCACAAAGCACGAAUUAAAUGUUAAGGAUAGAGCUGGUUUUACUCCUCCACAACUCGCGUCUGAUAAAGGUCAUCGGCACAUUGCAUAUUUCCUUUCUACUGCCCAGAAAAAAUUGAGCAAACGUUGGACAGAUAAAAUUUGCAGUGGGAAGAUGGCCGAUAUUGGUUAUGCACCUAUUCUGUUCAGUACGGUUGUUAUUGGGAUAAUUCUUUUCAUCAACUCAGUUCUUGCAGCACCUAAUCUUCCAAAGACGACUGCUGUUGUGGCCCUAUGGGGAUGGAUAGCUGUGUCUCUGGCAGUUGCUUCACUGUUAUUAUUUUACCGCUGUAGUAGCAAAGAUCCUGGAUACAUCAAAAGCUUGGGGGAGUUAAGUAAUCAUCAGGAUGUUGAGCAGGAUCCUUUUCUCAAUCUCGAUAGUUCCUCUGGAUGGAUGGGAAAUUGGUCUCAACUUUGCCCAACCUGCAAGAUAAUUAGACCUGUUCGCUCUAAGCACUGCUCCACAUGUAAUCGCUGUGUGGAACAGUUUGACCAUCACUGCCCUUGGAUAUCGAACUGUGUGGGUAAGAGAAAUAAGCGGGACUUCUUUGCUUUCAUCUGUAUGGGCACCCUGACAUCAGUCCUCAGUGCUGCCGUCGCCUUUCAUAGGAUAUGGACAGCGCCAGUAUUAUUAGCAAGCGGUGAAUCAUGGAUUCGCCACGUUGUAUUUCAAAAUCCUGGGUUGGCAGUAUUUCUGGUUUUGGACCUUGUGAUUUUAAUCGCUGCUACAACUUUGACAGCAAGUCAGGCGUCCCAGAUUGCUCGGAAUAUAACUACAAAUGAGUUGGCCAAUGCAAUCCGGUAUGGGUACCUCCGAGGCCCAGACGGGCGUUUCCGUAACCCCUACAACCACGGCUGGAGAAAGAAUUGCAGUGAUUUUCUCAUCAACGGUCACACGGUCGAUGAGAUCGCUUGGCCUUCGUUGCAGCAACAGGUUCAAGGUUAGAGCGCUCUCAAGAAUAUCUUAUAUGUUGUUAAAAGCGAUAAGAUUCCGGAUAGGACCUUGGUGUUCUUUUGUCCCGUGCCUUAUCACAGACUAUGCUCGUUAGUGCCCCCGUGAAACAUACUUCUUGUCGAUUGAGAUACAGUUUCAUUGUUCUUUGUAGUUAAGCUCAAUGUCUUAUUGUACAUAGGAUCGGUCGGUGCAAAAUGCUUCGCAAAAUGCCUUUCACCAUAUGUUACAUAAGAUUCAUGCGUGUGUUGUAAUCUUUGACUGAAAAUAGAAUGAAGCCCUUUACUUCGCAGCUGCAUGCUCUUUGUUUGGA
Punica granatum (pomegranate) is the source of this 2101-nucleotide messenger RNA. The record is from RefSeq and is a predicted model, not a curated record. Lineage: Eukaryota; Viridiplantae; Streptophyta; Magnoliopsida; Myrtales; Lythraceae.